AAAGAGGAAGAGGAGUUGUUUGACGAGAUUGUAUACUCUAACCCAGCUUCAAUGGGCAAGAAUUUCUGGAAUACUCUGUCUACUGCUUUCCCUUCAAAAACAAAGAUGGAGAUUGUCAGCUACUACUUCAACGUUAACAUGCUUAGGAAGCGAGCUGAGCAAAACAGAUGGGACCCAUUGAACAUUGAUAGUGAUAAUGAUGAAUGGCAGGGGGAGAGUGACAACGACGAGUCCACUAUCCAGGAUGGUCUUGACUUCCCUCAAAAGCAGCAUUGUCAUGAAAGUGAGGAUGAUGACGAAGAUCUCUCUGAUGAGGGGCCUGGCCGGAAUUCUUCUGAUUUUGAUCCUUCCUUUGAGUCACCUGGUAUGAAGAAGUCUGUUGACGGUGGAGAAACUGGUCUCCAAGAUGGAGGAGGAUCAUGCACAUCUUCAGAUUCAGGGGUGCAAGGUGGCCCCUUGAAGCCAGAUAAUGGCUCCCUAGAGUGGAAUGGAUAUAACUUAGAAUCAUCUGAUGGUAAAACAAUGUGGGACGUGUAUAAUGUGAGUUGCCCCAAGUUUAAUUUCGAUUUCUUACCGACGUGCAGUAUGAUUGAGGAGAUCUUUGGAGAGGGAGAUUUUGACUCCAAAGGCAAGAGAUGGUGAAUGGUCUUGGCUCUGCCUCUGGAAAAGAUUUACCAAAUGCCUGGUUCUCUUGUCCUUUCUUGUCCUCAUUUUAGAGCAUUAGAAUGUCCAGUUUUCCUUUUGUAAAUUGCCAUUAAAGUGGGAAGAUGGGAGUCAGCAUAAAAAUGUAAAAUAGUACAGAAUAACUUUAUUCUGUUUGAGAAAAGUAGCCCUUACAUUUUUGGGUUCUCUUUAUUAAACUUGGAUAUCAUCUCAAUUCUCAAGGGAAAGUUGCACAAUUUGUUACUAUCGUGUUCAUUACAUAGCUGUAGGCCUGUAGCUUAACCCCUAACAAUACAGACG
This is a messenger RNA of Cuscuta epithymum, 963 nucleotides long. NCBI's taxonomy places the organism in Eukaryota, Viridiplantae, Streptophyta, Magnoliopsida, Solanales, Convolvulaceae. The record is from the annotation of a GenBank genome assembly.